AUGUUCACCGAUUCCCACGGGCCACGAUCUUCUCCUUUCGCACUGUCCUAUUUAAAGGAACAAAGGGGUCUUGCAGCCAUAAAUUAUUACCUUAUGCUUCACUUUCUUGCUUCAUCAACUGUCCGAAUCGUCCCUCAACUGCUUCGCAGUUCCAGGACCAUUUUUACAGCAAACUGCGCAACUGAGAACAUGGUUACUGAAAGUCUACUUUCCAAAUCUAAAAAACGUGCCACUUUUCGAUUAUGCAAUGUAUCAGGUUACACCACUGAAUUGUUGGAGAUUCAUGCCGAUGAUCCAAGUUUUCAUGUUCUACUUAUACCUGGAAACCCAGGUGUUGUCACAUUUUAUGUGGACUUCAUUGAGUUUCUAUAUGAACAGCUUGGAGGAAGCGCUUCUAUCACAGCUAUUGGCCACAUCUCUCACACAAAAAAGGAUUGGGAGCGUGGGCGGUUAUUCUCAUUAGAAGAACAGAUCAAUCACAAGAUUGUUUUCAUCAGAGAGGAAUUGCAAAAUGCUGACAUUCCUAUACUACUGGUUGGACACUCUAUUGGUUCAUACAUUUCCAUUGAGGUUUUUAAGCGGUCUCCAGAGAAGGUGAAAUAUUGCGUUGCACUUUAUCCAUUUUUGACAUUAAACCAGAAGUCAAGAAAGCAAACUAAUAUAGUAAAGCAUGUCAGAUCCCCAUUCAUAUCCGCUGCUUUUAGCUACAUCAUAGCAUUAUUAGGAUUGUUGCCUACAUCGGCGUUUGGGUAUUUGGUCAGAAAAUCUCUUGGGCCAUCCUGGUCCCCCAAUGCAGUUGAGGCUGCAUGCUCUCACUUGUCUAAGUAUCAUACAGUGCGGAAUAUCCUCUUUAUGGCAAAGACAGAAUUUAAAAAGCUUUCAGAGACACCAGAUUGGGCCUUUAUAAGAGAAAGGAAGACUCAACUUGCAUUUUUAUAUGGUGUUGAUGAUCACUGGGGUCCACUUGAAGUUCAUGAAGAGCUUUCCAGACAAGUUCCAGAUGUUACCUUAUCAAUCGAACGAGAAAACCACACCCAUAGCUUCUGUUGCACAGAGGAGGGCUCAUUAUGGGUGGCCCGGCACGUUGCUAGCUUACUCAAGGACCAGAUGACAUGUAAAACCACAUGAGAGAUGACACUGAAAGUGACAGGUGACAUGGUCAACAUUGGAAAGGGGGAAUCCGUGAGGAUUAGCGGAAUCACGUGUUUGCACUUCGCUUGAAAGCUUUCAUCUAAGUAGGUCUACCAUGUCCCGCGACUAUUUAUCAACUUGUUUUUAAGGGAUGUAUCUCUUCCAAACAUCAGCAUGCAGAUGGCCAAAACUGUAAUGUAAGCCUAUUUAUCUGUUAUAUAUUGCUACAUAUCCUUAGUGAUAGUAAUAAUAUUGAUUUCAUUGCUUCGGUUGCAUGGCGGUAACAGCGAUGUGCGUUGAUUGCCCUUUACGUUGCUUCAGCGAAUCUAUUCAAUGAGUUCCAACUA
Prosopis cineraria is the source of this 1478-nucleotide messenger RNA. RefSeq lists its product as uncharacterized. Gene Ontology annotation, cellular component: lipid droplet. Gene Ontology annotation, biological process: lipid storage. Lineage: Eukaryota; Viridiplantae; Streptophyta; Magnoliopsida; Fabales; Fabaceae. Gene Ontology annotation, molecular function: lipase activity. The transcript is spliced from 14 exons. The coding region runs from base 1 to 1128 and encodes 375 amino acids. The record is from RefSeq and is a predicted model, not a curated record.